UUCUUCUUCCCAACUUAGCCAUUCAUGGUGACUGACAAGUCAUGAUAAUUUUUUAUAAAACAAAUAGUUAUUCGCAAUGGACGAUUCGUUUUUCGGUUUUGAUACAACUACAAGUAUACCGGAUGAUGAUGGCAGCGACGGGCGAAUCGCUGAGCCCCCGGAAGAAGAGUACGACGCCCUCAACGACGAGACGUUCGGCUCUGCCAUAAACGGCGACUGGGAGGAAGCCCACGAAACGCUUGUGCUACUUGGCGGCAACGGCGAAAAAGCUCGCAAAGACUUUACAGAUCAUGACUCUAGCGGUAACGGUGCUUUGCUUAAUCGGCAACAGCAAUUGCCGUUGCGUGGGUUUCAGAGCGGUAGCAUCGACGACUUAGACUUGGAAUUAAAUUUAUCAUCAAUAAAAUUAGACGAUGUAGAUUUAAGUACGUUCGGUGAAAGCGAUGGAAGCAAUCGCAUUAACUUGGACUCUGGCGUUUGGACUACCCAACCCUCCUUCCCCUUGCCCAGCAAUCAAAAUCUUUUUCGAGACAACUUUCGCAGCGCAUUUAAGCCCCAGCCGCAGGCAGACGCAUCCGCAGCCGUAAUGGCAAUCACGCAAAUAAAGCCACUGCAGGAGGCGAACGCCAAUUUUGGGAUACCGCCAAUGCCAACAGCGGCGACAGCCAAAAUCACAACACUCGAAGACAUUGAACGUAAUCUGAUCAUACAACAGGCAGUGCCCAAACAACAACAACAGCAACAACUACAUCAGCAGCAUUCACAGCCUCUGCCCCAACAGGAUUUGAAUUUAAUCAAUCGGCAGCACUUGGUGUCAACGGCAACGUUAGCCCAACACCAACAACAGCUACAAAAGCAACCGCCGCAGCACAAGGCACCUCCUGGAUUUUUAGCCACGUCUCAAACGCCGCCGCCAAGGCCAAAUAUAGGUUUUCAUGGUCCACAUCACAUGGGCGGAUCCAGCGCAGGGCCGGGUCUAAUGCCCACGCCGCAGCCACAGCAUCAACAGCUAAAUGGAAUUAGUGGGAAUCGUGCGCCGCCAGGAUUUAUGUAUCCAACUGGCCUAGCUACGAACCUGCCGCAGCAUCCCCUAUUGCAGCAGCAUGUUUUGCCGCCCAAUUUUCCUCGUCCACUGCCAAAUCCACAUCUGCCCACGGCGCUCAACAACUUUGCCAUGCAUCCCAGCUUCAAUGCGAUGCGCGCCGUUGGCUUGCAUUCAGCGGCCUACAUGCCUGUGUUGCCGCCCCGCCUGCCGCCACACAAUUUGCUUAAUCAGCAACCCAACUCGAUGUAUAACAUGUUUAACAUGCGACUGGUUCAGGAAAUUCAGCAGAACCAUCCGCUGCUGCAGAACGCGGCAGCUGUUCGCCAGCAGCAGCUCAGUCGACCCGGCGAUCGCCAAAAGCAGCAGCAGCUGCUUCCGCAGCAGAUGCAGCAGCAGCAACAACAGCAGCAGCAGCAAAUGAACCGUUACGGCGGCAACCUGCCUCAGGAGGAGUUCGACGAAUAUGCCAAUCUGAUGAGUACGCGAGACAAGCAUUGGCUGAUUGGCAUCCAGCUGUCACAGUUGAACACGGACACUCCGUACAUUGACGACUACUAUUACACGGUGUACAGGGAGCGCAAGAACGGACAGGUUCGUCACAGUCAGGCACACAAGGACAACCAGCUGAAUCAUCCACUGACGCAGCCGCGAGGUCAUGCGCAGCUCAUUCUGGUUCAGUUGGGCAACAAAAAUGGCUCUCGCAACGGGCAGCAGCAUCGCGAAAGACGCAACUCGGACAACACGAGCAGCAGCAACACCAGCGGAAUCACAAACAGUGGCAACAACAGCAACAUUCUCUCUGGAUAUGUGUUCUCUCCCCUGAAGUUUGAAAACUCUCUGGGCAAGUUGCAGUACGGAAGUGUGACGGCGCCCCGCAAGAUAAUUGAUGCUGAGAUCAUGGGCAGCGACAGCGCAACCACGGACAAUACUGGGUCAGCAUCGUCAGCUACUAGGCAGAGCUCCGAUAAAAACAAUGAGGGCCAACCCGAGGUGGUGCUUGUGCCGAGCAGCAUGCGGAAGUCGCGACAUAUUUUGCUGCACAUAGAGACCCUAUAUAGGUAUCUGCUGAAGUUGGAGGACCUAGAGAGUCCGGAGGUAAUGGCAACCAUUAUAUUGAAGAAGAAGAAGGAGAGCGAACGCAUUGCCGCCGUGGAGCAACUCGAGAUGGCGAAUAAAACGCCCGAAGAGCGAGCGGCUGAGGCGAAUAAUCCACAAAGCAUGAAUCCAGCGCUUAAGAACAAAUUCAACUAUGAAAUUGAGCCGCGCGAUGUUUUAGUGAGUAAGCUGAAAGCCGGCCUCACUUUCAAUAAGGUUGUAUCGAUGAUGAACGUGCGCAAGGGCAAGAUACUAUUACGCCGCAUAAUGCCAUUUAUUGCUGAUCAGCCGAUACGUUGGACAGUGUGGAGCGGAGUGUUCUGUUCACUGCAAAAUGUCGUUAAGAAAGAUCGAGAAGAUGUAGACGGUUGUCUCUUUGCGCUUUAUCCGGAAUUCAAAAAUCAAAUACAUGAAGCGAAUUUAGAAACAAUUAUCAACAUUUCAACUGCGUUUACCAUGACCGAUAAAAAGAUGUCGGGCAUUUUCUGUAGUCGCUUUGGCAUUCUGUCGCUUGUCGGAUUGAUACUACGCGUAGAGGCGAUCUACGUUUCAAACACCGACUCAACGCUUACCGAGGAGAGCCGACAAAAGUGGCGUGAGUUUCUUGCGCAGGUUGCAUCCUGUCUUAAUCGCACCAUUCAGAAUCAAACCAUCUCAGCGGCUAUUGAGUCAGAUGCGAUUCAACCAAUGAUGAAUCACUUUGCGCGUUUCAAAGACUUGAAACUAGAUGCGCUUCUAGCUUUAAUUACGCAAGCUAAACAUCAAAUUAAUUAAACGCAGGCAUUAUUCCUUUUUUUUAAAACUAAUUUUGGGAUGAGAAAGU
Messenger RNA from Drosophila arizonae, 2963 nucleotides. RefSeq names its product Protein associated with topo II related - 1 (gene Patr-1). Lineage: Eukaryota; Metazoa; Arthropoda; Insecta; Diptera; Drosophilidae. The record is from RefSeq and is a predicted model, not a curated record. Gene Ontology annotation, cellular component: P-body. Gene Ontology annotation, molecular function: RNA binding. Gene Ontology annotation, biological process: deadenylation-dependent decapping of nuclear-transcribed mRNA; P-body assembly.